This is a messenger RNA of Rhopalosiphum maidis (corn leaf aphid), 5192 nucleotides long. RefSeq lists its product as uncharacterized. Bases 354 to 5090 code for a protein of 1578 amino acids. The record is from RefSeq and is a predicted model, not a curated record. Lineage: Eukaryota; Metazoa; Arthropoda; Insecta; Hemiptera; Aphididae. The transcript has 8 exons.
AAUGCUCACUGCUUGCUCAGUCUGAUAGCAAUGUUUCUCCGUUGCUGUUGUCGUUCGUCCGUGUCGUCUUCGUUAUCGUAAUGCAUUUAACCGGUUAUUUGAGUGAAUACUAAGGAAUUAUAAUAUAGUUCGGGACGUUUAUUGCGUAGUUGAACCGUAACGAAUAUGUGAUCGCUUUUCUUUUUUUUUUUUUAAAUCAAUUUUUUUGAUAAUAUCACAUUUGAUCUGUAUCAAAUCCUCGAGUUUACCUAUUUUUUCUUUAAUGUAGUGCCUUAAAACUUCCGCUCCACAGUAAAUAUUAUAGUAAGGGCCGUGUGAUAAGCGUACAACUUUGUCAUUAUUGUCGAUAUUCAAUGAAUACAUUCGUGCGUGACGGUGCGGUAAACCGCAGGAAACGAUUUCGUCAAAGUUUUUCGACGCACAAUACUGAACAAGAAAAAAAAAAGAUCCACAAGACUCACGGUGACGGAACAAAAGCGCAAAGUGAUUUUGCGUUAAGUACCUUUCGACCAAAUUUCGAUGAAAGUACGGCCGAUCAGUCGACGGUUGUAGCAACUCAGAAGGAAUCCAGAUAUCAAAAUUCUGAAUUUAUGCGAUCAAAAGCAUUUUUAUAUUUAAAUUACAAGAAAAUUAAUUCUGGUAAUGUUAAUAAAUCCCUCAAAGAAUAUUUAAAGCAAUACGAUGGAAAUGAAACACAUUUAAGAAGGAUUUUUGAACAGUGUUAUGAUGUAUCAAAAGGAUCUGUAGAAAAAAGUAAGGCUAUGAUGAAACAAAUCGAGACUAACGCACAUGUUAGACUUGAUCUUUUACCAAAUUCAUUUUCUGGAGUUAGGAGUAGGUUGCCUAUGUCGUCAUGCAAAGUUGUUCAAAAAACUGUUAAAAAAUGUGAUAAUAAGAAAUAUAAAAAAAAAUUAUCAUUACUUUUAAAACAAAGAAUUGAUGACAAGAAUUUAAUAUUAUUUGGUAAAUAUAAUUCGAAAAAAGAUAAAAAAAUCCUCUACGGAAAAACAAUUAUUCCUGUUAUAAUACCUAAAAUAGAUGAGAAUUAUGAUACAGCAAGUCCGGUUAGUGAACAUUUUGAAAGUGAAAAUAAUUGUUAUCGCAUUACUAAAUCUUGUAGUCUAUAUUCCAAGCAGAACAAUUCCUUAAGAGUAACUAAAGUUUCUAAACCAAGCUCUGAUCGUAUUGUCCCAAGAAAUUCUAUUUCAUGUAAAAAUAACCUGAUAAGGUGUUAUGGUAAAAUUAUAGUUCCACAAUUAAAAAUGGACGUAAGUGCUUAUAAUUCCCAAGAAUCUAUGUUGAAAAUAGUUCAUGAUGUUGAAAAAAUUAUGAUUCCACAAAUAAAAAUAGAUGAAACUGUUCAAGAUGCCCAAGGUUCUGCAUUGAAAACAAAUAUUGUUGUUGAAGAAAUUAUGAUUCCGCAAUUAAAAAUAGAUAAAACUGUUCAAGAUGCCGAAAGUUUUGCAUUGAAAACAAAUAUUGUUGAAGAAAUUAUGAUUCCGCAAUUAAAAAUAGAUAAAACUGUUCAAGAUGCCGAAAGUUUUGCAUUGAAAACAAAUAUUGUUGAAGAAAUUAUGAUUCCGCAAUUAAAAAUAGAUAAAACUAUUCAAGAUGCCCAAGGUUCUGCAUUGAAAACAAAUAUUGUUGUUGAAGAAAUUAUGAUUCCACAAUUAAAAAUAGAUAAAACUGUUCAAGAUGCCGAAAGUUUUGCAUUGAAAACAAAUAUUGUUGAAGAAAUUAUGAUUCCGCAAUUAAAAAUAGAUAAAACUAUUCAAGAUACCGAAGGUUCUGCAUUGAAAAUAGUUCAUGAUGUUGAAAAAAUUAUGAUUCCACCAAUAAAAAUGGAUAAAAUUGUUCAAAAUGCCAAAGAAUCUGCAUUGAAAACAAAUAUUGUUGAAGAAGUUAUGAUUCCACAAUUAAAAAUGGACGGAAUUGUUCAAAAUUCUAAUGAAUUCUCGUUGAAAACUAAUAUUGAUGUCGGGAGAAAUAUAAUUCCACAAUUAAAAACAUACGGAAUUGUUCAAAAUGUUAAAGAGGCUGCGUUGAAAAUUGAUGAAAAUAGUACGGUACCACAAUUACCAAUGGACGAAUGUGUUAAAAAUGUCAAAGAUUCUGCGUUGGAAAUAGUUACUGAUUGUGAAGAGAUUAUAAUUCCACAAUUGAAAAUGGAAGGAAAUAAUGAAAAUACUAAAAUUUAUGCAUCGGAUACGAAUAUUGAUGUUGGAGAAAUAAUUGAUUUAGAAUCAGAAAAGUAUAUAAUUACUUCAAAUACUAUCGAUUCUCAAGUUAAUAAAAUAGAAAAUGUAAAUACUAAUGAUAUGAACCAACAAUCCGAAAUAUUGAACUAUGAUGUCAAUAUAGUGAUUAAAAUUGGAAAUCUUAUUGACCCUGAAGACAAAGUAUUUAAAAAUUCUAUAGUUAAAGAUUUGGCCACAUAUUUUUUAAAUGAUGAUUUUCUACACAAAGUCCAUGCCCUAUGGAAAACUACAGAAUCGGAUCUUGUUGGAGAGUUAGUUGUUAAGCUUCUUACCAUGUUUAAUGACAUCGAAUAUAAUAUGGCACUAUUUUCCGGUUGUUUAAUUUCCAUAUUUCGUGAAAUUGCUCGUAAGUCUUCAAUUCCUCCGUGUAAAAUAAAAUUAAAAUUGAUUAUGUUCCUUGAUGCUAUUAAAAAAUACAUUAAAUUUCAUGAUUAUGAAUUAUGGAGAAAUUGGUUUUUGCCUAGUAUGUUCUUCGAUUGGUGUUUUAUUGUAGCCUACACAUUCAUGAACACUGAUAAUGAUUUCAUGAUAGAUCUUAACAAGAAGUCAAUUAUCAUAAAUGCAACAACAUACUAUAAAAUGGUUAAACAAUGUAAAUAUUUUUUUAUUAAUCAAGAUUCUAAACCAAUCAAGUCGCUUAAAAAAAAGGGUAUAUUUGAAUUAACAAGAAUUGAUGAUCUGCUUGAAAUCGAUGAUUUACAUUCAGUACAAAGUGAUAACACAGUAAUACCAAAUACCUCUAUUAACAUAUCUUCAACAGAACCUAAACACAAAAAACCCAAAAUAGAUGACUGUAUAGAAACUAUUAAUCAUACUGUACAGGAAAGUUUAGAAGAAGUAUGUCCUACUCCAGUUAAUCCUAGAAUAUAUGUAAAUCCUAAAUAUAAUAUUUCAAAUUCAUUUAUUAAAACAUUAAAUUGGUUUAAUUCUGACGUCACUGAACUUAGAAAUAAAUUAAAUGCUGUAAUAUUUAACGAAUGUAUUGACAGUUCUAUUGUAGUCCAAAAUAACGUUGAUGAUAAUAUACUACCAUUAGAUGAUAAACUUGGAAGUGUAGUUACAAGUGAAACUAAUAAACCAAUAAAAAGAAAAAAAUCCUGUACACAAGUUGAAUCUCCACGUGUAUUUUUCACCAUUGCAAAUGAUCCGAAAGAGUUUAAUAUAACUUGUGGUUCAUCAAUGGUCACUCAAAAUCCAAGUUCAUCAGCAGUCCCUCAAAAUGCAAAUUUGUCAAAAGUUCCUCAGAAUUCUAGUUCACUACCAAUCUGUCAAAGUUCAAGUACAUCGCCAAUUUGUCGAAAUUCGAGUUUAUCACCUCAAAAUUCAAGUUUAUCUACAAUCCUUGCAAAUAAUCCGAAAGAGUUAUAUAUCACUUAUGAUUCAUCAGUGGUCACUCAAAAUCCAAGUUCACCAACAGUCCCUCAAAAUGCAAGUUUAUCAAAAGUUCCUCAAAAUUUAAGUUCAUCAACAAUCCUUGCAAAUAAUCUGAAAGAGUUUAAUAUUACUUAUAGUUCAUCAAAAGUCCUUCGAAAUUCAAGAUCAUCAAAAGUCCCCCGAAAUUCAAGUUCAUCUACAGUCCUUCCGUAUGGAAGUUCAACAACAAUUCUUCAAAAUUCAAGUUUUUCAGUAGCCCCAAUAAAUCUGAAUCAACAUUACAAUAAUAUUUUAUCCAAUAAUACUCAAUUUACAGCAACUUUGGAAACUGUGAUUACUCGGACUUCAAAUUCAUCGACAGUCCCUCAAAAUUCAGGUUCAUCAUCGGUCUCUCAAAAUUCAAGUUUGUCGACAGUUCCUAAAAAUAUAUGUCCAUGUUACAAUAAUCAUUUAAUUAAUACUCAAUUUCCGGAAACUAUGCAAACGGUAAUUCCUCAAACUUUAAAUUCAUCAACAGUCUCUCAAAAUUUAAGUUCAUAUUACAAUAAUAUUUCUUCCAACUAUACCCAUAUUUCGAAUAGUAAUCAAAAUAGUUUAUCAAUUUCUAAUGUUACACAAACUUCAAAUUCGAGGAGUACACAUCUACCAGUUGAUAUAAAUGCACAGUCGUCAAUAACUACUCUGCCUCCAGUUUCUUUAAAUAAAUGGCCAUCAAAUUUCUAUCAGCAAUCGACUACUACGAAUUCACAGCAUCUAAAGGCAGUAAAUACAUGGCCAUCAAAUCUCUACCAUCAAUCGACUGCUACAAAUUCACAGCCUCUAAAAGCAGCAAAUACAUGGCCAUCAAAUCUCUACCAGCAAUCAACUGCCACGAAUGUACAGACCCCAAAAGCAACAAAUACAUUCCAAACAAAUUUAACAAAUACGAAGAACGUUUAUAAAAAUCCGUGUCAUGACCCUUCAUGCUGUGCUCACUUUAAAUUAUACACAGAUUCUGCCCCAUCAUAUUUGCAGUCGCCAUAUAAAGAAAAUAUUCCAUUAACCACUACGCAUCCUCAACUUUCUAAUGCAUGCACAUAUUCUACAAACAACAUUCAACCAAUAUCGAGAGAAGUAGUAGGAAGAACUGCAGCAAGUGUGACAUCAAUUAACAACGCCUAUACUCAGAAAUUAAAUGAAAAAUAUAAUAAUUAUAACUAUGGAAAUAGUCUUGUGAAUCAUUAUGGCUUGCAAUCUUCCGAACAUAAUCAUCAGGUUUCACCAGAUUUGCCUGAUGCGCAAUUACCUAACAUGCCAAAUCAUCAGGAUUCUGAUACUAAAAAUAAAACGUGUAUGGCUGCCAAUUGUACAAAUAUUUCCUGUUUUCGUUGUGAUUCUUGUAUGGCAGCUUUUUAUUGCGGUACACAAUGUCAAAAAUCUGAUUGGCAUUACCACAAAAAUGAAUGUCGUCGUUUUUAACUAUCAAAAUUAUUAUUAUUUAUUAUUUUUAUAAUACUGUUCAUUAUACUUCGGUAUUUUUUUAUCAUUUAACCUUCAACUGCAUCUUCAUAUGUAAUUAAA